UUCCGCUUCCGGGUGUGAGGGAGCAUUGAGGGGGGGUUCGGGUCGCCUUCUUUUCUUUCUGGACAGCCGGCCCGCGUCGCCGCCGCAGCUCCCGCCAUGUCGCCUGUCGCCGACGCUCCGUCACGGCACUGAGGACGGCAGAGGAACUAAGUAGGUUCUACUCGCUGCAGCAUUUUGAAAAGAGUCGCAUCCAUGGAAGAAGUACAAGACUUAACAGAACAGCCUUUAAAAAAAGCCAAGAUGCAGGAUUCGGGAGAACAGAUGCUAAGGCAAGUGAACAGCACAGACGGUAGUGAUCAGAAACCUGAAUCCUCAAGCCUUGGAGCAAACCUGUCUAUGUCCAGCGAAAUUAUGCCAUGCCCUGAUUACAUCUCAAGGUCACCAAAUGAAUAUACCUCACAGAUGUAUUCUGCAAAGCCAUAUGCACAUAUCCUUUCCGUACCUGUAUCAGAAACGAUGGCCUCUUACUCUGGGCAGACUCAGUACCAAGCGCUGCAGCAGUCGUCUCAGGCGUACGCUGUGUAUCCUCAGACAACCCAAGCCUAUGGACUACCUCCUUUCGGUGCACUGUGGCCAGGUAUGAAACCUGAGAGUGGUUUAAUUCAGACUCCAUCUCCAAGUCAGCACAGUGUUCUUACCUGCACUGCAGGGUUAACCACAAGCCAGUCCAGCCCAGCUCAUUAUUCUUACCCUAUUCAAGCUUCAAGUACCAACGCCAAUUCAAUUUCCACCUCCUCAGCAGCAGUAGCCUCUGCAGUAGCCAGCAUCUCUCAACAGGAGUAUCCUACAUACACUAUCCUUGGCCAAAGUCAGUACCAGCCAUAUUUCCCAAGUUCUAGCUUUGGAGUGAUCGCACCAGCAGACAGCAGCACAGAGAAUUCCACCUUAGCAACAACCACGUAUCCUACUGACAAAACAAAUGCCAUGGUGCCUACUCAGACAGCGCAGAGACAUUCCUCUGGAGACCCAUCGACGAGUCCAUCAUUGCUAAGAGCAACAGCUAGUAAAGAUCUCGACGAGCAGUCCCGGAAAAACGUAACAGGGAAAAACAGAGGCAAGAGGAAAGCAGACUCUUCUUCACCACAGGAUAGUGAACUGGAAAGAGUGUUCCUCUGGGACUUGGAUGAGACCAUCAUAAUAUUUCAUUCUCUUCUUACUGGAUCAUAUGCCCAGAAAUACGGGAAGGAUCCAACUCUAGUGAUUGGCUCUGGUUUGACUAUGGAGGAAAUGAUUUUUGAAGUAGCUGAUACACACUUAUUUUUCAAUGACUUAGAGGAAUGUGACCAAGUCCAUGUGGAAGACGUUGCAUCAGAUGACAAUGGGCAAGAUUUAAGCAACUAUAAUUUUUCCACGGAUGGCUUCAGUGGCUCAGGAAGCAAUGGCAACCAUGGUUCAGCGGGCGUCCAGGGCGGAGUGGAUUGGAUGAGAAAACUGGCUUUCCGCUACCGGAAAGUGCGCGAGGUCUAUGACAAAUACAAAAACAAUGUGGGAGCUCUCCUCAGCCCAGAGAAGAAGGAAGCUUUGCAGAGAUUAAGGGAAGACAUAGAAAUGUUAACAGAUUCCUGGUUGGGAACAGCACUGAAGUCCCUGCUUCUCAUUCAGUCCAGAAAGAGUUGUGUGAACGUUCUAAUAACCACCACCCAGCUGGUGCCGGCUCUGGCCAAGGUUCUGCUGUAUGGAUUAGGCGAAGUGUUCCCAAUUGAAAAUAUUUAUAGUGCAACAAAAAUAGGUAAAGAGAGCUGUUUUGAAAGAAUUGUCUCUCGAUUUGGGAAGAAGGUGACGUAUGUGGUGAUCGGAGAUGGGCGCGAUGAAGAGAUGGCAGCCAAGCAGCACAACAUGCCCUUCUGGAGGAUCACGAACCAUGCUGACCUGGUGUCCCUUCAUCAAGCCCUCGAACUGGACUUUCUGUGAGGAGCUGAGCAAAGGCAGUUUGGUGACCAGCUCCCUGAACAGCCCCCACUUGGCUUACUUAACCUGCUUGGGGACUGACUUUUUUUUCAUCAAGAAGAAAUCUAGCUAGUGGAAGUGUACAGUAGGAGACGCCACCGCAUCGCUUUCCCCAGGACAGCAGCCAGCAGUGGCGUGCGAGUUCCACGUGGUAAGCUGCCAUCGCCUCAGCGCAUAGUUUCAGGAGCUUUAUAAUCGUCCUCCGUUUCUGGUGAAGGGAAUUUCUGGGACUGAGCAGAGCGUCCUGGGCGGGGAAUCUCCAGCAGCAAAGACCUAAUUCACUGUGCAGCCUUUUUUGUGGUAUUAUGAUAAAAAAAAAAAACAAGAAAAGCAAACUUUUGUAGAUUAACUGUUGUCAUCUCCUGGCUCCUCUCUAGCUUUCCAGAACAAAAAAAGGAGAAGUGAAUAGAUGUUUAUUUUUGUAUAGGAAAAAAGGUUCCGAAGUGUUUCCUUUUUGCAGAGCUUAAGAAAAAAGCCGUCUGUAGAUGUUCACCAAAAGGUCAUGCCGUCUUGGGCGAAGAGACCUGGAGGUGGGAGAGGGGAGAUCUUCUCUUUCAUCCCAGUCUGCCCAGGGAAUUUGACUGGUCCUUUCAUAGUCAACAUCCUGAUGGGUCGGCUGCAAUCCUUCCAAGCGUCUUUCAUCAGUAAACACUUAUUUGACUAUCAAUCCAAGUGCUGUGGUUGGUAGUAUUAUAAUGCAGCUGAUGGGAAUUUCCUGAGCAACGGAAGAAGAAACUGCUGGUACAUAUUUUGGCUAUCCUGAUUUCAUCCCUCUUUCCAUUACUCUUCUCUGUACACGUACAGCAGAAGGAAAGCCCCGUUAUUAUUUUGGCUCUGCUAUGGCUAUGUGAGGCCAGUUAGGAAAGCACCCAUUUCCCCUUCACGUGACCAUCUGCCUGCUCACCCUAGCAAGAUUCCAGCCCGGUCAUCCUCUGCCAUUGUUGACGCCACGUCCACCCUGCCUCUUCUUUGCAGCUUUCUUGGGGGAGCUGGACAGGAUGGAAGCCAGAGGCUUGUCAUCUCAAAUCUGGGGUAAGAGCAAGUUCAAAAGUGAGCCCCUUGACAAGGAAGUGGGAAUGCAUACUUUCAUCCGCCGAACUGGAAAGUACAAAACGUCCCCGUGAGUGGACAGCUUCUCAUUUUCACAGGGAGCCUGUCAGAUGAACAUUUGCAGGUUGUGAUGGGCAGAUGAAGUCAGUAGUGCUGCUGAAAAUACCCGAGAAAGAUGGCCCUGUUGCCCGUUUCCUUGCUCACACACUGGUUUCCUACUGAUGAUCCCGUCCAGCUACAAACUUUUGGAUCAGUAAAGCAGACAUGGCAAGGAGUCAAAACAAGAAUUCCUUUGCUUCUGAGGAUUAACUGUGUUGUUUCUGACUAGGCAGAUAGCAUGGUGCUUGCUUUUCUUUCAGGGUCAUAGUGGAGUGGAUCUUGCCUCUCUCCUAUCACUCAACUGAGCAAAGUUUGAAGCCUUCCUCCAAAUUACGUGGCUCUUUCAUUGGAGGAGCAGCCAUUUAAGCUAGAGGAAGUUUUUUUGGGUGGAGGAAGAGGCUCCUUGGAGGAUAUCUAGACCCGCCCCCCCCCCAGAGGGGUAGGUUCUGAUCAGUAACAUGCACCCUGGCAGAAGCCGUCUUGCAAUGAGAUUGUCUUGUUUUUCAUGUAUUUUUAGGCAGCUAGCACUACAACAGAGUUUGUCGAAGGCAACGCAGCAGGUUUUGAGCUGAAUUCCAAGCGAGGAUGCUCUGAAUCUCUGCUAUAGAAUACAAGGAUCCUUGGUUCUGCGAUUCCACUUCUUUGUGCAUUUUCACUAUGCAGAGGCAAGAAGGGCUUCUAGUUCAACCAGUCGCUCCUGAGAUUUAUAGCGGAGAUCAGAGUCAGUGUAGGCUUUGGGAUUAACUCUGUGCCUUAACCUUUUACUCAACUCCUAGAAAUGUCAGCAGCUGCAUAAAAGGAGUGCAGGCAACCCUCUAAAUUCAGACUUACUGUCCACCCCCUUAAAGAAACACUGCUCUCGGUGGCAAUGGUGGAUGGAGAUGCCGAGCGCCUGGGGAAAAGCAGCAGGCAUUGCUCUGCAUUUUCGUUUGACUUAGGAACCCCUUUCAGAAGGCGUCAGUAUUUCAGCAACCCUCUUGGAGCUUGUUUUGCAUCAGAUACAAAUAUUUAUACUGUCUCUCUUCUCCUCUCUCAUUGACGUCUGUGAACUGAUUUUUCUCAGGUGAUGGUACAUUUUCCAUGCUAAUAAAGGCUGCCCUGAUUCGUGUGUUACUAAACUCACUGGCUGCAUUUCCCUUGGGUCUUCAUAAAGAAUUUGGAAACUUUUUUUUUUUGCCUUCUCCUGUGUUCAGUUCUUUUCUAUUGAAUUCUGUGGAUAGCUUUUGAGUGUGAAACGGUCCCCCGCUGUGAUGCAGAAGCAGAGAGUUUCUUGCAAGCAGCAGCUGUCCGACUUGGUUUGUUUUCAUUACAACCUGAAUAAUACUCCUCUCCCCAGUCCCACCGAGUAACAGAGGCAGUAGCUGCCGCCAAGAUCACUGCGUGUGCUGGUGUCUACUAGAAAUGCCGAUGCUCCCUCAGGGUCCCGCAGACGUCCAGCUUUGCGCAGAAUUGGCGUCAGCCGUGCUUGCAAUUUUGACAGGAGGGCAUUAAUGGCUGAAGGUUCCUUGAACAUCAUGUUCUAUGUAAUGAGAAGUGUCCUGUGAACUGGAAAAAAAAUUAAAGCCUUUUAUUUUCUAUA
This is a messenger RNA of Eublepharis macularius, 4675 nucleotides long. It is a transcript of the gene EYA3, whose product is annotated as EYA transcriptional coactivator and phosphatase 3. Gene Ontology annotation, cellular component: nucleus. Bases 193 to 1911 code for a protein of 572 amino acids. Gene Ontology annotation, biological process: multicellular organism development; cell differentiation; negative regulation of extrinsic apoptotic signaling pathway in absence of ligand. Gene Ontology annotation, molecular function: protein tyrosine phosphatase activity. The record is from RefSeq and is a predicted model, not a curated record. The transcript is spliced from 18 exons. Lineage: Eukaryota; Metazoa; Chordata; Lepidosauria; Squamata; Eublepharidae.